GUUUUUUAGUCAUGGAAUUUAUGGUCGUCUAAACAAUUGAUUUUAAAAAUAUAAAGAGUAAAAAUGAUUUUUAUCUAUAUUUUUACUCUCUUUAUUACAUUAUCAAAUAUUUAUUUAGUGAAUUGUGAUGGUGUUACUACUGUUCGGGUUAAUGAAGGUAAUACAGUGUUAUUAAUCUGUUCAUUUCAUAUAAAUGAUCAUCAUAAAAAAGAAAAUCUCAUACCAAUAUGGAAAUAUCCAAAUGAAGAAAAUAUUCAUGAUAGAAUCAAAGAAGAAAAUCUAUUUUUUAGAAAUAGUUUUUUUUCAUAUUUAGAAAUUAAAAAUGUAACAAAACCUGAUGAUGAAGGAAAAUAUAUUUGUACACUAUUUGAUAUUGAUAUAUUUUUAAUAGAAAAACAAUUUGAAUUGAUUGUAAUUGAUGAAGAAAUUAUGUAUGAUAGUGAUAUUGAUGAUGAAAAUAUCAAUGGAAACAAUUCAAAUAUCUAUAAUAAUAUGGUUGAUAAAAGAAUAAUCUCAUCAUUUAUUAAUAAGGAAUUCAAUAAUGUAACAGAAAAUGUCGAUUAUAAUUUUAUAAGAACAACAACUGAAUUAAAUAAAAUUAUUAAAAAUAAUGAUCGACCAACAAAUAAUAUUGGAGAAACAAGUAAUAAGGCAUUAGUUAUUUUAUGUGUUAUUGGUGUACUUAUUUUACAAUUUGGUGCUGUUGCAGUUUGCAUUUUCUUAAUAAGAAGAAAACGUAGAAGAAAUAUUAGAAAUCGAAAUAAUUAUCGUUAACAUAAGAAAAUCAAAAAAACAUUAUUUUAUGUCAUCCAUCAUUUUACCUAUAAACAGGGAAUCAAUUAAAACCCAACAAACAAAUAGUUUAUAAUUUAUAAUGUGUUUUGUAUAAAUUUAAUGAAAUUUUAUAAUUAAAAUUUAAUUAAUUUACGACAAUUCGAAUUUUAAACAAUUGGAAAGAGACUUCAUAUUUAAUGAAACAUAAUUAUUAAACGUAAUAUGUUACAGAGUCAGUUUUUUUCUUUAAAAAAAAAAAACAGAAAAUUGUAUUCUAUAAUAUU
This is a messenger RNA of Condylostylus longicornis, 1058 nucleotides long. RefSeq lists its product as uncharacterized. The record is from RefSeq and is a predicted model, not a curated record. The transcript has 4 exons. The coding region runs from base 64 to 774 and encodes 236 amino acids. Lineage: Eukaryota; Metazoa; Arthropoda; Insecta; Diptera; Dolichopodidae.